AUGGCUGAAGCAAUAGAAUCGAUAGAAGAUGAUCUGCCGUUGAACAAUCGAUUUUUGUUAGAAGAUGAUGAGGAAGUUUUUGACAAAUAUAGCGAGCAUUUGACGAGAUUGUUGGAUGAAGGCGAGGGAGAAGCUUUGGUCGAGCUAGGCAUGCCUUUGGACGAUGAAUUUGAAGAAAAAGGUGAGUUUUUUGAAAUGUCCUUGCUUUUUAAAUUUAGAUACCUAAAAAAAUUAUAUUUAGGUCUGACCCAAGCUGAAUUGGACAAGGCUGAGGCCAAGAAUGCUCAGAUUGCCAAAAAACUUAGCUGCGAAUGUACCUCAGUAUUUACCAGAUCUCUAGGAGGACAGAAUUACACUCGAAUAGCAUUGGUUCGAAGAAAUCUUCCAGCUACCGACUUUAUUGAAGUCCGAGUGGCUGUUGUUGGUAAUGUGGAUGCGGGUAAAUCUACAUUCUUGGGCGUUCUCACUCAUAAUUCAUUGGAUGAUGGAAGAGGAUUAGCUAGAAAACGACUAUUCAGGUAUGUUUAAAGUAAUAUGAAAUUAUGGGUCUAUAUUUUUCAUCCAGAAAAUAAAUAUUUAAUAUUUUUUUCUGAUUUUAGGCACAAACACGAGUUUGAAACCGGACGGACAUCAUCGGUCAGCAAUGACAUCCUCGGUUUCGACAUCCACGGAACGAUUGUAAAUAACCCAGAUCCACAUUCGGGCAAACUGGACUGGUUGAAUAUUAGUGAGAAUGCUGCUAAAAUAUUGACCUUCAUUGAUCUGGCUGGCCAUGAAAAGUAUCUCAAAACUACCAUUUAUGGGCUUACUGGACAUCAACCAGACUACACAAUGUUGAUGGUCGGUGCCAAUAUGGGAAUUAGCGGGAUGACCAGAGAACAUUUGUCUUUAUGCUUGGCCCUUAAUGUUCCGGUCUUUGUUGUUGUCACUAAAAUUGAUCGAUGCCCGGAACCAGUCCUGGAGGACACUUUGAAGCAGCUGAAUAAAUUGUUGAAAAGUCCGGGGUCCAGAAAACAUCCGGUUCUUGUAAACACCUUCGAGGAUUUGUAUUUGGCCGCUCAAAAUUUUUUCCAUGGCAGGUAAGAGAGCCGAUGGCGUUUGUUAUAUAUAAUUUUGGUAAUUUUUGCAGAAUGUGUCCGGUCUUCAAAGUCUCCAAUGUUACCGGUGAAAAUAUUGAUAUGGUUAGGACAUUUUUGAAUAUCCUUCCGCUCAGAAGGAAACAAAUGGAUCAUUCACAGGUUUCUUUUAUCAUCGAUGAGGUCUUUUGGGUAAGUUGAAAAAUUUAGUUUUUUUGGGAAUUAUGUUUUUUUGUUAUUUUUUCUGCGUCUAGGUUGAUGGAGUAGGGACCGUUGUCUCUGGAAAUUGUAUAUCUGGCCGAAUAGAAGCCGGAGACACUUUAUGGUUGGGGCCAGAUCCCACAGGAGUUUUUAUACAAGUUCCCAUCAAGUCGAUCCAUCGGAAAAGAAUGCCCGUCGACUUCGUGAGACAUGGUCAAUCUGCUGCCUUUGCUAUUAAGUAAGAAGCUAUUAUAUUAUACAUUCUUGACCGCUAUAUUUUGCAGAAAAAUAACGAAAAGGCAAAUCAGGAAAGGAAUGGUCCUCUUAUCCGGAACUGAAGCCCCCAAAGCCGCUUGGGAAUUUGAAGCCGACCUUCUGAUUCUGAAUCAUCCCACGACUAUUGCCAAAAAUUAUGAAGCCAUGGUUCAUGUAGGUGCGGUCCGGCAAACCGCUAAAUUGAUAAGUUUGGAUAACAAAGAGGUCUUGAGAACUGGAGAUCGCGACAAAGUUCGAUUCAAAUUCAUCAGAAGGCCGGAAUAUGUCCGACCGGGGACUAGAUUGGUCUUCAGAGAGGGAUUAACGAAAGCUGUGGGGACUGUCAGCAAAAUCACGAUUUAUGCAACUCCUGCCAACGCUGAGAAAUAUACGAAAGGAAAGAAUCCAGGUGAUUUAUUUUGCAUUUUAUUCUGAUUUUUAGGAUUAAAAUCAAAAAUAAUGAUAAAUUUUUUAGAACUGAAGAGCCACAAGGCCCAAAAACAUAAGAUGGGACCAAAAGUUGGAACUUGA
This is a messenger RNA of Bursaphelenchus xylophilus (pine wood nematode), 2063 nucleotides long. The record is from the annotation of a GenBank genome assembly. NCBI's taxonomy places the organism in Eukaryota, Metazoa, Nematoda, Chromadorea, Rhabditida, Aphelenchoididae.